Peromyscus leucopus (white-footed mouse) is the source of this 704-nucleotide messenger RNA. It is a transcript of the gene Atp5mc2, whose product is annotated as ATP synthase membrane subunit c locus 2. NCBI's taxonomy places the organism in Eukaryota, Metazoa, Chordata, Mammalia, Rodentia, Cricetidae. The record is from RefSeq and is a predicted model, not a curated record. The coding region runs from base 127 to 552 and encodes 141 amino acids. Gene Ontology annotation, biological process: proton motive force-driven ATP synthesis; proton transmembrane transport. Gene Ontology annotation, molecular function: proton transmembrane transporter activity. The transcript has 5 exons.
GGCAACUCGUUGGCUCUGGCCGCGCAUGCGCAGAGCCUUCUCUCUCCGCGCUUCCCGCGCCCCCGCCCCUCUCUGUCUUCUCUGCCCCGGGAGCAGCUCUCCUGCCUUGGCCCCUCACCCCUGAAAAUGUAUGCCUGCUCCAAGUUCAUCUCUACUCGCUCCUUGAUCAGGAGCACCUCUCAGCUGCUGAGUCGCCCGCUGUCUGCAGUGCAGUUGAACCGACCACAGACGUGGACAGAUGAGGGCCCCAGCAGCUUGGCAGUCCCUCGCCCUCUGACCUCAGUCAUCCCUAGCCGCAGCUUCCAAACCAGCGUCAUUUCCCGGGACAUCGACACAGCCGCCAAGUUCAUUGGGGCUGGGGCCGCCACAGUUGGGGUGGCUGGGUCGGGGGCUGGCAUUGGGACUGUUUUUGGGAGCCUCAUCAUUGGGUAUGCCAGGAACCCUUCUCUGAAGCAACAGCUCUUCUCCUACGCGAUUCUGGGCUUUGCCCUCUCAGAGGCCAUGGGGCUCUUCUGCCUAAUGGUGGCCUUUCUCAUCCUCUUCGCCAUGUGAAGCAGCUGUCUCCACUUCCACCUCCCAUAGCUCUUUCAUGUCCCGUCUGCCCUGUGUGUUCCUUUUCCUGUACCUCCCCAGGAAGUCUGGGGAAAGUGCUUGGCUCAGGGUUUGACAGAGAGAAGACAAAUAAAUACUAUAUUAAUAAGAUG